Messenger RNA from Alnus glutinosa, 982 nucleotides. Its product is annotated as eukaryotic translation initiation factor 5A-4. The coding region runs from base 132 to 611 and encodes 159 amino acids. The record is from RefSeq and is a predicted model, not a curated record. Gene Ontology annotation, molecular function: translation elongation factor activity; ribosome binding; RNA binding. Gene Ontology annotation, biological process: positive regulation of translational termination; positive regulation of translational elongation. The transcript has 5 exons. Lineage: Eukaryota; Viridiplantae; Streptophyta; Magnoliopsida; Fagales; Betulaceae.
AAAUUCUCUUUCUUUAAAUUAUAUUCCAUCUCAUCCGCGAUGAGAUAGAUUUUAAAUUCUCUUUCUUUUCUUCUCUCUUUCCCUAAUUUCUCUGCUAAACCUCUCUCUUCCCUCAUCUCUGAUUCGAAACGAUGUCGGACGAGGAGCACCACUUCGAGUCGAAGGCCGAUGCCGGAGCUUCGAAGACCUAUCCUCAGCAGGCCGGUACCAUCCGUAAGAACGGUUACAUUGUCAUCAAAGGCAGGCCCUGCAAGGUUGUGGAGGUUUCAACUUCCAAAACUGGGAAGCAUGGACAUGCUAAGUGUCACUUUGUUGCAAUUGACAUUUUCACUGCCAAGAAGCUUGAGGAUAUUGUUCCCUCGUCCCACAACUGUGAUGUUCCCCAUGUCAACCGUACUGACUAUCAGCUGAUUGAUAUUUCUGAGGAUGGAUUUGUGAGUCUGCUGACUGAUAAUGGUAGUACUAAGGAUGACCUGAGGCUUCCAACCGAUGAAAGUAUGCUCUCGCAGAUCAAGGAUGGAUUUGCUGAGGGAAAAGAUCUGGUUGUGUCAGUGAUGUCUGCUAUGGGAGAGGAGCAGAUCUGUGCUCUCAAGGACAUUGGCCCCAAGUAGUUUUCCUCCAUGUGUGGGGAAUACUUCAAGACUGGAACUUUAAACUGAGACAUUACUAUUUAGCAGAUAAUAGUAAUGUCCUUAAGUGGUUUUAUGUGAGUUUGAAAACUAGGGCCACUAAGUUCUGAAACAUUCUUGUUGAAAUGUGGCUUCCACUUAUUGCUAGACUUUGCCAUUGCUAAUUACCUUUUUAUAAGCAAUAUUUUUUGUUCUGUUUGAUCAGUACUGAACCAUUUCUGGGUUCAUGGUGUUGAGAAGUUAGAAAUGGUUCGUGGUGUUGAGAUGUUAAGUUAUAUCCGCCAUCAAAGACUGUAUAUACACUUCUUGGCACCUCAUGUUGUUUCAAUUUAAAGUUAUUCAGGUUCUCAUUA